Messenger RNA from Debaryomyces hansenii CBS767, 2517 nucleotides. It is a transcript of the gene NUP82, whose product is annotated as linker nucleoporin. The coding region runs from base 1 to 2517 and encodes 838 amino acids. Gene Ontology annotation, molecular function: structural constituent of nuclear pore. Gene Ontology annotation, cellular component: nuclear pore. The record is from RefSeq and is a predicted model, not a curated record. NCBI's taxonomy places the organism in Eukaryota, Fungi, Ascomycota, Pichiomycetes, Serinales, Debaryomycetaceae. Gene Ontology annotation, biological process: mRNA export from nucleus; ribosomal large subunit export from nucleus; protein import into nucleus. The transcript has a single exon.
AUGGCGGGUACAGAUUCUACUGGAAAGUUUAUAUCAGAAAUAACCCAGCAACAAAUUUUUCACACAUUUCUUGAAUCAUUAUCUGUUGAUAGUAAAUCAAAGCUUCUCUCACAGAAUAAAUUGGUUUGCAGAAACAAUUUGGAUUUAUUCUUUGCUAAUGAAAACCUAGUAAGAUGUUGUACUAUCAAUCCGGAAUAUACUAAUUUUAGAUUGCUAGACAAUAAAUAUGAUGACUUUAAAAUAAGAUCAUUAGAGAUGAAUUCUCUGGGAUCAUUGAUGGCCAUUAUAGGUGAUACUGAAUUGGUUGUUGUCAGCUUACCAACGUCUUUGACAGCUAGCAACUCGUCGUUAUUGCAAGUUAAGUCGUAUAGAAUACACGGGAUUGAAGGGCAGAUAAAGAAAGUGAUUUGGCAGUCAAUUGUUGCCAACGAUUGCUGCUUAGUUGUAUUGAACGAUAAGUCUGAAAUCAAGUCGUAUGAUUUAUCGCUUUCAUCUUACGAACCUCAAUUAUCUAUUGAUUUAGGGAAAGACGAUGCAUUCAAGGGAGAAGUGGCACGGUCAAUUUCGUUUGGGUCUAGUGCUAAUUUAUCUGGUUCCUUGACAUUGUACGUGGCUACCUCAUCUUCAAAUAUAUUCGCAAUUUACCCAUUCAUCCAUAAGCUAGGCAAAAUAGCCACUACAGAAUCCAAUGUCCGGGAUUUGCUAGACGAAUCUACAUCAUUAAUUACAGCAGUUCAAGAAAGGUUUCCAUCGAAAGACUUGGUCCAAUCGAGUCACCAAAGUGUAUUGAACCAUGCAUCUAUGAAGCAAUAUGCUUACAUAUCUUCUUUGUAUAAACAAUUUGAAACAUCAUUUGCCCCGAGGAGGGAAUACAGGCAGUUACUAUCCACAAAUCCACUUGAAUUAUCAGUUUUAAGUCAAGAGCUACCAGAAAACUUUCUUCCAAUUGUACAGGGUCCUGUAACUAUAACGAAAGACAAAACACUCAAAGACUUAACAUGCAUAGGCUCAAAUGAUAAUAUUUCUAUUUUGGUGUCUAUUUCGAUUUCUGCUGGAAAUGAAACAUUUUUAAGCUACCAUUCUCAGUUAAAGCCGUUAAUAAUGAAGUGGAGUGAUGUGAACGACCAAACUUUGAAAAAAGAAGAAGUGACACCCAAUAACAAUCGUCAAUCGCAAGUAAAUGAGAAAGAAAAAAAUCAUGAAAAAGGAUACAUUAGGCCUAAGAGGGGUUUCGGAUAUAUUGAUGAAGUCGAAUUGUCAAAUGAAGAAGAAGAGAAAAUUCCUCAUAUCAACAGCAACGAAUUUGAAUCAAAAAAUCGUGAAAUUGAAAUACUAUUCUGGAAAGAUGAGUUUACUGAAUUAAGUACUUUGGCUAUUGAUCAAAUACCGGUUAGCGCAUCCCAAGAUAUUGCAUUGUCUACUUUAAAUUCUGAAGGAUCAAAAAUUUCUAUCAAGAUUGGGAAUAGUAUAAUAUACUUCGACUGUGGUAAAUGGUGCGAAGAACUAGUUCUUGAUGUUUCAAAUGGCCAUAUACCACAAAAUUUGGAUGUUUCCAGCAAAUAUACUUUAGUUGUUGAUGGAGUUCAAGAAAUCAGUAGUUUUGCUUUGAUUAAAGAUACAAUGAACGAGACAGGCGAUUUCUUAAUAAUAUUGAAGACGCAGAAAGACAACAACUUAGAAGUAAAACAGAUAUCUGAAAAUACUACGCCAAACCCAGAUCCCGAGAUCAUCGAAAUUGAUACUAUAAUAGAAAAAGUAAACCAUGAAUCAAUAUUGAUAAAAGAACCAUUUGAUGAGCUUUUAAGCGAAUUGGAUAUUUUGAAGCGUGUCAACCCUGAAACCCUUGGUAAAUCUUUGUAUAUGAAUAAAGAAUUGGCUGGAGUACCUAUCUAUGGUACUAAUACCGAAAUAUUGAAAAAUUUAAACCACCUUUCGACAGAAACAAUACAACAAAUAUCAAAAUUUACUUCAUUUGCAAUACAUUUGAACUUAAGAGUUACAACUCAAAUUGAUGAAUUGAAAUUUCAAAUCAAUAAUUUACAAAGAAUUCAAAAACUUGGCUUAGACGACGGCAUUUUGGACUCAAAGAAUGAAAAGGCCAAUGACCUAAUUGCUAGACAGAAUAAAAUUAAUGAUAGAAUUCAAAAAUUGCAAGAUAAAAUUUUUGAUGCUAAUCAAAAGUUGAGAUAUUCAAAAUCGUUACCGCUUUCAGACGCUGAAAAGUUAUGGUUUAAAGAGAUUAACUCUGUCAAUGCACAAGUAUCCCAAGACACUGAUAAUGCUAAGUGUUUGAAUAGUGUUGUAGAAAAUAUGACUUCCCAAGUUUCAAAAAUAGUAAACAGCAUUAAGGAGGGAGAAAAACAGACAGAGGAGACUCAAAAAUUUGAGAAUAAAUUGAAGAACCUCCAAGAACAUCACAAUAUAUUGAAGUUGAAGCAAUGGUUGCAAGAAGAGAACGAUUUAAUCGUACUUGUUAAGGAAAAGUUGGAUGAAAGUUUUGAGCAAUUGAAGAUAUAA